This is a messenger RNA of Solanum verrucosum, 1070 nucleotides long. Its product is annotated as bidirectional sugar transporter SWEET1-like. Bases 73 to 843 code for a protein of 256 amino acids. Gene Ontology annotation, molecular function: sugar transmembrane transporter activity. The record is from RefSeq and is a predicted model, not a curated record. Gene Ontology annotation, cellular component: membrane. NCBI's taxonomy places the organism in Eukaryota, Viridiplantae, Streptophyta, Magnoliopsida, Solanales, Solanaceae. Gene Ontology annotation, biological process: carbohydrate transport. The transcript has 6 exons.
CUUUUCCUCUAUAUAUAUUGAACAAGUUCAUGGACUAAAGAAUUAACUAUCUCUAAUAGAGAACACAACAAUAUGGGUGGUCUUGUACAUACUAUACAAUUUGUUUUUGGGAUUGUUGGAAAUGCCGCUACUCUUUUUCUCUUCUUGGUACCCACGUUUACAUUCAAGAGGAUUAUCGAGAACAAAUCAACAGAACAGUUCUCUGGAAUACCUUAUGUUAUGACAUUUCUCAACUGCUUGCUUUCUGCAUGGUACGGUUUGCCAUUUAUAACAUCAAACAAUAUUCUAAUAGCAACAAUAAAUGGAGCUGGAGCUGUAAUUGAGUUGAUAUACGUGUUGAUUUUCUUCUUAUAUGCGCCCAAUAAACAAAAGGGGAAAAUAUUAGCAAUGUUGAUAUUAGUUAUAUUGGCGUUUGCUGCCGCAGCGGUUAUUUCAGUGCUUGCUUUUCAUGGAAAAAACAGGCAACUCUUUUGUGGUACGGCUGCUACCAUAUUCUCCAUCGUUAUGUAUGCAUCUCCUAUGUCUAUCAUUAGACUAGUAAUAAAGACCAAGAGUGUGGAGUACAUGCCAUUCUUCCUGUCAUUUGCUGUUGUCAUAUCUUGCAGCUGCUGGUUUACCUAUGCCAUGCUAGGAAUGGACCCAUUUGUUGGCAUUUCAACAGGUGUUGGCUUGGCUUUAGGAAUAGUACAGUUGAUCUUAUAUUUUAUUUACUGUGACAAAAAAAUAUUAAAUAAGAAGACAACGGCUACUGAUGAGUCCCAACAGAAUAUGGGCAAUGGCUAUAUCAAUAAUGUUAAGUGUUACAAUGAUGAGAAGCAAUCAAAUUUUCAUGAGCAAGUCUAGACAAGUAUGAAAUCAAGUUCAAUAUGCAACUCAAAACUUGGUGAUUUUUGUGUAAAAUCUGUUUCUUUAGAUUUUAUAAACAUUCUGAUGUACUUGAAUAAUAUAAUAUUGUAAAAGCAUAAAAGUAUGUCAAGAAUGAUCAGACAUCUGAAUGAAAUGUGAAUGAUUAUGCAUUAUGUUCACAAUGUGUGGUUGCUUAGAUUGAAGAUUAUUUAAUGUUUAUGGUU